Messenger RNA from Nilaparvata lugens (brown planthopper), 15940 nucleotides. RefSeq names its product E3 ubiquitin-protein ligase HERC2 (gene HERC2). NCBI's taxonomy places the organism in Eukaryota, Metazoa, Arthropoda, Insecta, Hemiptera, Delphacidae. Gene Ontology annotation, biological process: protein ubiquitination. Bases 204 to 14015 code for a protein of 4603 amino acids. Gene Ontology annotation, molecular function: ubiquitin-protein transferase activity; zinc ion binding; protein binding. The record is from RefSeq and is a predicted model, not a curated record. The transcript has 83 exons.
AAAGCAAAUUUGGGGUGAUGCUCCCGAUGCUGGACGCUGUCUUGACUUGCCAACAAAGUUCAAUUUUCAUGUUAGUUUUGAAGUAAAAUGCUGAUGAUAAAUCUAUUUAAUACAGUAAUUAUUGACAGAAUUAAAUGUAGGCUACUGAAUGCUAAGUUCUCGUAUUACCUCAGGAGGGAAGUAGAUGAAUGAUUUGAUGUAAGAUGAGCACCCACAUGAAUUUUGGAUUUCUCACAAACAGUAGAUUUGAUGCUAAGUGGCUGAAGACAGAUCUUCAAGAAACAUUGAAAUGGAAUCAGCUAGCUCAUUCGUGGAAUGAAUUGAUAAAAAAUGGAGAAGUGUAUGGUGACUUUAGCGAAUCACUUGUCAACUCAGCUGGAGCGGUGGCCAAGAAAGGUCACAACGGUCGUUACUACUGUGGACUGAGAACAUUGAAGUGCACGUGCUGCGAUGAGGUGUGUGGCCCUCAGCGAGGCUGCAACUGCGUUCCCUGUCAGAAUCUCGACAAGGAGGACUCGGCUAGAGUGCAGCUCAGCCAACCACCAAUCGCAUCCAGUCAUUUUCUCGAUCGGUGGGCCUGGUCUAAUACACAGAGUGUGGAUGACUUGAAGGCUUGCGUGAAAUCGUUGAACUUGGAGCAGAGUGAGUUGUGCCAAAGUGUAAGUGGCAGUGCGUUGUCCGCUUGCCGUCUGCGCCAGCGACUGGCCGUCUGUCAUCGAUACUUUGUCGCUUUCGGAAGACAUCUGCCACAUGAUGCAACAAACAAUGACUCCAAAAAACCUACUGCCAAUAAGAUAUCAGUUUCAAACUCAAAGAAAAUUGCAAAGUUGAACAAUGAAAACGCUUCAGUUGGACUGGCGAAAGUGGGAACAAGAGCCGCAUUGAAUUUCUCGUUUGCUUUUCUCAGAAGAGCUUGGCGAUCUGGAGAGGAUGCUGACCUUUGCACGGAGCUUCUGUUGGAGUCGCUGGAGGCGAUGCGAUGUCUACCUGAAGCCACAUUGUUCGAUUACUCGGCGGUGUCACAGGUCUGGCUCGAUGUUGUCGACCGAUCCUCCAAAUUCCUCCGACAAGUCGUUUCUGGGGAAGACAACAGUGGCUGUAGCCAUCAAGUAGUGCCGGAAGUCGACCAGCAUUAUGCAUUGUGUCUACUUUUGGAGUUGGUCGUUCAGAGAGGGACUCUGAGUCACAUAUUGGAUGCUGUUCUCUUACUAUUACAUCUGUGGAAUAAAAGGAGAGACGAACUAGACAAUAGAAGUGAUCAAACCCGGUCAGACCCACCUCUGAUUCCACUGCUUAGAAGAUUCCAGAGUAUUGCACCUCUGAAAGCGUCACACAAUAAUAAUGAAGUCUGGAAUGAUAGUUCUCCACCAAGGGUUAGUCCGACUGAAUGCUUUCUGAGGUUCUUGGAGCUGCCUGACGAUGACACACUGGGAGUUGACCUGCAACUUGUCGCAGUAGUCAUCAUGGCUCAUCUUGAUAGGCUUGCCGCUCCCUUCCUGCCUCCCGCCACAUUCCAUCAGAGUGCAAGACUGUAUCAGGACGUGCAGGCGUGGGGCUGGGUGAGCUGGAAUGCGGGCGAAUCGCCGCAGAGCUGCGACCAGAUUGGCGAACUGGGAGUCAGCAAGAUGGUCUGCUCCGAGCAAGCUCUCCUCUUUCUCACGCAGACCGGCAACGUCUAUUCCAUGCUGCACACCUCUGAAACACAGUGUCCUGAAUUCAUCAAAGGUCUGAGUCACGAGGAAAUCGUGGACAUAGCGUCUCACCCGGAGGGAAAGCACUUCAUGGCUCUGACCGCCGAAGGUGAGGUGUACUCCUGGGGUGACGGCGACGGGGGUCGCUUGGGCCAUGGGGACCCCAUCAACCGCGAGGACCCCACUCUCAUCUUGGUCCUCAGCGAUCACCGAGUCACUAAAAUUGCCUGUGGAGGCACCUACAGUGCUGCAGUGACCUCGAAUGGAGAAUUAUUGACAUGGGGAAGAGGGAACUAUGGACGACUGGGUCACGGAAACAGUGAAGACUUCUACAUUCCAACUCGAGUAACAGGUCUCUCAGAUCAUCAUAUUGUUGAUGUAGCGUGUGGUAGUGGGGAUGCACAGACUUUGGCUCUAACUGACUCGGGUCUUGUAUUCUCGUGGGGUGAUGGUGAUUAUGGCAAAUUAGGAAGAGGAGGCAGUGAUGGUUCUAAACAUCCAAAAAUGAUUGACUCUUUUCAUGGUGUAGAGAUAAUAAAAGUAUAUUGUGGCGGACAGUGUAGUUUCGCAUUGACCAACAGUGGAGAAGUGUAUUCGUGGGGCAAAGGAGACAACUAUCGACUCGGACAUGGCUCAGAAGAGCAUGUUCGAUUUCCAAAACUAAUUCAAGCUCUUAAAGGGAAAAAGGUGACAGAGCUAGCCGUGGGACUAGUGCACGUGCUGGCAUUGACCGACAGUGGCGAGGUGUUCAGUUGGGGCAAGAAAGAGUAUCAGCUGUGCAGCGAACCGGUGGCGGCACAGAGCUCCGAUCAACCAUCCAUUGUCACUGCGCUCAGAGGCAAGAAUAUUGUUGGAGUUGCUUGCGGUCCAACACAGAGUUUUGCGUGGAGCCCAAGUGACAGUUGGAAGGUGGGGUUGCGUGUGCUGCUGGUGGCGGACGUGUGCGAAGACACCAUGUGUCGUCUGCAGCAGCUACUGGCCCAAGUCUGCGACGGCAUCGUCGGCUCCGACUGGCCUCCGCCCCAAGAGAAGGAGUGCAUCAUUGUCGCCACUCUCAACAUUCUCAGACUCCAGCUGCAUGCAAUGACCAGCCACAACGUGGAUGUGCGCAGUGUGGGCCUGAGUGCCGGCUCAGUGCUGCUGGAUAGCAUGAAGCGAACAGUGGUGGAGCUGGCCAGCCACACAGGCGUGUUGGACUCCAUCCAGACGGCCGCCCAGGCCACCCUGCAGGCGGGGUGGAGCAUACUGCUGCCCACUGCCAACGAGAGGGCAAAGGCGCUCUCUUCGCUACUGCCAGGCACAGAAUGGGAUGCAAGCAACAUGAGUCAGGGACAUCAUUUUAUGACUGAUCUUCUCGUAUCUAGCCUGAUGGCGGAUGGUGGAUUAGAAAGUUCUCUUGAAGCUGCCAUCAAAGGUGAAAUGGCAGGUCUAACUGAAGAUGGAAAAUGUGCUGAACCAGAAACGGGCGAUAAGUCGAUGUCAACAGUGCCUCUAUUACAUCUAGUGAAGCAGCUCCUCAGGAAUUGCUUGUCCCAAAGUCAAACAAAAUUGGCAGCUAUGAAGCCACCUUAUCCCCGAAUACAACAAGAUCGAUCUCCAAGUCUCAAUCUCCUUCUACGAUUUCAGAGAUUACUGAUUGCACAGAUUUAUCCUCAUAGUCAAGAUCAAAAGGCAUUUAUUGAACAAGGAAGCAUUGGGGCAGAGUCAGUUCUAUUGAAAUACCUGCAGCAGCUAUGCAAGCAAGUUACAGAAGUAAUGAACAUUGCAACAGAUCUGGCAUCAACAAGCAACAAACACUUCUACAUUGUCGCAUGUAUUCUGAAAUCUGACACAAUUGAAACUCUGCUACCUGAAAUUCUGGUGUCAUUGGUGAUGCUUCACAGAGAAGUGCCACUUCUGUUGCAUUCAGCCGAUUGGCUUGAGCUUUUCCUGCCUCUCUUGGAUACACUGGAGCGAUUCAAUAGACUCAUGCCAAAUCUAGAUAAAGAAGAUAAUGAAGACCUUGCCUGGCCAGUGACUAGUGGCAGCCUGCCGAACCACAAGACUCAGGACGAUAUGCCCCUCAUCAGAAAAGCAGACAUUGAAAAUCAUAACAGAGAUGGAGGUCUGUGGAUAUUGGUCAAUAACAAGGUCUACGACAUCCAGGAUAUGAGAUGCGAAGGAUCCUUGUCUACUUCUGAUCAGAAUAUCUCAACUUCAUCUCUCUUGGAUUGUGAGAGAACGUUGGGCUACCUGCUGGGUCUACAUGCCCACAGGCUUGCUGUCAGCACUCCUCAACAGAUAUGCGAGGAAGAAACGUUGAUGUGGCUGAAAAGUGAGUUCCUGCAAGGCGGUCUGCACGUGACGACACCACCCAGUCCCUACGAAGAGAAGGGCGAAGCAAGGAGUGCUGGUUCCACGCCCACUGAGUCCAUCACUCCCCAGGCCCAUGCCAUGCCAUGCCACAUCGAUUCUUCAUCCGAUCAAAAAAUCUCUGAGCAAAUGAUUCAGUCGUUCCUUAAUAUGUUGGAUCGUCACUACAAACAUCAAUCAUUCAAUCAUGUUGACGGGAAUCACGACCACCCCGUGGAAGAGGCAACAAGGCUGCUUCUAGCUGUGCUCAUCAAGCAUCUUGCACUUUCAUCCCAGGUUGUUGCCACUGUCGAAAAAGGAGGCCUUCCGCCAGGAAGUAAACAGUUUAGCAACAUUGCAAAGGUGAUUCAUCAAACGAAAUGGAAACUGAUAAAAAUGAGGCAAGAACAAAAUAGAUCUUACAAAGAAGUGUGUGCGCCAGUUCUUGAUAAAUGCAGAUAUCUGUUGUAUGAAGUACGUCCGGCUACUAGUCAUGAAGUAAAUGCACUGAAGCACCUUCAAAUUUUGCACACCGUUCCAUUGUGGAAAAGAACUGUUAAGAAAGUUAUCAGAGAUAUUAGACUGAAAAAUAAAGUUGAGACGAGCCCUGAAGAAGCUGAUCCACAAGUUAAAUCCACGGAAACUAAAAAGAAAGGGGACUGCACUGAAAAGAAGAUUUCUAGUGAAGAUGAUAAACCUUACAGUCCAGGUUUUGAUUUCUGUGAUGUAAAGUGCCAUAAUGAAUCGGUUCUUGUUCAAUCGAUAGUGGGAUUUGUCACUCAUGAAGAGGGAGGAGAUGUUGAGGCACUACGGAAAGCAAUGUAUUGUCAGGUUGAGAGAGCUAACAUGAGAAAGAAAGGAAUAUCUCUGAUUAUGGAACUAUUGAAGCGAGACAGCUUGAUUCCUAGUGUGAAGUACAAUGUUAUUAAUGGAUGGCUAGGACAAGUUCAUCAGAAGAAUAAGGAUAGAUGGGAGAAUCUAGAAGAUAUUCUGCUUGUGACUCCUUAUCAGAAAACGGAAAUAAUAUUGAUGAAGAAUGAAGUAUUGCAGUGGACUUUGGAUAGUCUGAAGAAGCUGGUGAUACAGGCGGACAAAUGGGCCAAAUGGUAUUCACCCCGCGCGCCACUCAAUUGCCUCAAAAAGCUUGCUUGGACAAGGUUUGUUUUAUCUCUAAUUGGUAUGCUGUCACAACUGCAUGGUCGAAACGAGUUGAACCUUAUAAUCAACUCUGGAAUUUUUCCAAUCAUAGAGUUCAUUCUGAAGGAGAUAGAUAUUGAAAGCACACAAAGCAGUAAUGAAAAAUCAAACAAAGAAAAAUACAUGAUAUUCGAAGAGAAUACAAACGAAUACAAACCAAACGUGGCAGUUGUCAGUGGACCUGACAUAGUGGGCUAUCUCAAGAUUGGCACCAAAGUUGUAAGAGGAGCUGAUUGGAAGUGGGGUGACCAAGAUGGACCACCGCCAGGCGAAGGCAGGGUGAUUGGUGAGCUGGGCGACGAUGGUUGGUUGCGGGUGCUGUGGGAUAACGGCUCCACCAACUCCUACCGCAUGGGAAAAGAAGGAAAGUAUGACUUGAAGCUAGCCGAGCCGCCACUCGUCGACGACAAUCAUGGCCAUACUGACACUGAGCCAGACGUCAACAAAUGUUUUUUUUGCAUUGCAGUAAUUAAAAUAGAUGAGAUGGGUCCUGGAGAAGUGCUGCGUAUAGCAUCUUUGAAUCUACUCCGUGGCAUAGCUAUAUGCUGUGGCAUUUCGGCUGAUGGUAUGCAGAGAUCAGCAGUCAAUGCUCUAUCAACACUUAUGAGAAAUAUCCUCCAGGAAAUAUAUUUGAAGGACGAUACAGUUGUUAGUAGCAGUAUGCUAGCACAGGCGCAUCACAAAGAAUGGGUGACUCUUGGAUUCAUCAGGUCGAUUGCGCAGUCGUCAGCAGUCUGUCACUCACUCUCCACACCCAGCUGGCUCAAACUGCUCUUCGACAUUGCAAAUGCCAACAACGUGUCUCUCCCUUCUCAGUUGUUGACAUUCAGACUAUUGAAAGUAGUCCUCACAAAUGGUCUCUUGGAUGAAGAUCAGAAGAAGAAUGUGCUAGAACGGCUGUUCAACCUCCUGGGACAUACCGCGCUAACCUGUCAAGCCGAUGUUCCUAACUACUGUUCAGAUGGGAAAGUGUGCGUGCCAUUGACAGCCUCGCACACGACCACUGUAGUCCAGGAGUGCGUCUCGCUGCUGCGAGCUCUGCACAACCACACCGAGUGGAAUCUGGUUUUCAACAAUAUUGUCGCCAACAAUUUGGCCAUUGCUAGCGAUUUGCUUUCUCAUCCCUUUUUGAAUCUCAGUAUCGAAAGCGAAAUGGAAACAGCAGCAUUACAAGCAAAUGGCAUUGCUGCCCUGUUAGCUGUUGGAGAGACAGACUCUCAUGUUCGCAUCGGUGGUACAGUCAGCAGUGAAUCUAUGGGAGAAGGAACCGUAUGCAAAAUCAGUCAGAAAAAUAAGUUGGUAGUUCAGUUUUGCGAAUCGGAAAAUCCUAUGAAGCUGCCUGUUCAUUUUGUAACAGCUGUUCCAUCGCCUCCGUUCAGCUUGGAACGAAUGCCACUGUCUGAAUCGAUACUCGAUACUUGGGCAACUCUGCUCUCACUUAGCACAGUCAGCCAGUCCUUCAAAACUGUUCCAGGUUCGAUAAACGUGGCGCUGCUGCGCAACCAACAGCAGCUGUUAGCCAGCAUGAAGGCGUGCAGUGUGCUGAUCGAGUACCAGCAGAGACUGCGCCGCAUACUGAGGCGCCCCACCCUGGCGCCGUGCGCCGGCACCUCGCUGGAGGCGCUCGCCCUCAACGAGUGUGACGACAUGGAGCCUGACUGCCACUCCCACUCCCUCCUCCUGCAUCAGCUCAUUGCCAACGCCGUCCAGCCAUCGCCGCUCAAGGCCGAGUACACUCGAGCCGAACUUGAGGAAGCAGCAAUAAUUGUCAGCCAGUAUCUAUCGGCACAAGUGAAACAGAAAGCGAACGAUCCGCCAAUCUAUCAGUCGGUGACCGAUUCGAUAAACAACAAGAUGAGUCGAUCAAAGCGGUCUCACAAUCUGCCUUCGCCGUCGCCCACCCUGGCCUCGCCCCUCAUGGCGCAACUCAUGGAGAUGGGCUUUGCGCGCCGCACUGUUGAAGCCGCUAUCAAAAUUACUGGAGAUACACUGAAUGAGACAACUCCCACACCAGAAAGGCUAGUUGCUUGGCUUCUGGAACAUCCUGACGAAUGUUUGUCAGAUACAGGAUCAAUAUCUUCUUCUGAUGGACUUUCUGAUAAAGACUCAAUCACUGAUGACAUGAAUAUAUCAUUAACUGAAGAGACGAGUACAGCAUCACAUUACAACAAGCGUUCCGAUUUCUUGACCAAUGAUGAAUAUGCCAUGUACGUUCGUGACAACGUGGUUGAAAAUAUGCUGGUGCGAUGCUGUAAAUCCUACGAGGAAGUACAGGAAGGUGAAAUUGGCAGAGUGAUCAAAAUCGACCAUGAAGGACUGUAUGACUUGAACCUCCAGGUUGAAUGGCAGAAAACAAGUGUGGAUGGGGCGGACACUCGAAGAUACUGGGUUCGAUUCAUCCAUGUGGAGUUGAUUGGACUCUGCACAAAUGCUAAUGUGCCGUCAGCCAUCAGAGUUGGGGACAAGGUGAAAGUAAAAGCCAACGUUGUCACUCCAAAGUUCAAAUGGGGAUCGGCUGAUCACAGCAGUAUUGGAGUAGUUACAAGUGUGACAAGUGAUGGUCGAGCAGUGGUGGACUUCCCGCAGCAGAGCAACUGGACGGGACUGGUGUCCGAGAUGGAGCUGGUGCCCUCCUGCCACAAGGACACCACUUGCAAUGGCUGUCACAUGACGCCCAUCAUUGGUGUCCGCUUCCGAUGCAAGGCGUGCACUAGCUUCAACUACUGCGAAAACUGUUUCUACACGCAGAAGAGCCACAAGCACGGCUUCAGCCGCAUUCGGGAGCCGGGUAGUGCGGCUGUGUUCGCAGGCAAGCCAGGUCGCUACCUGGCCAGCUUCCUGGAGCCGCCCUACAUUGACGAUUGGUCGCGCUGCGUCAGCGUCAUGACGGUGUCAUCUCGAUUCAGCACCGCCCACCACCUCAUUGACCACUUCUCCGACAAUUACUGGCAGAGCUGUGGCCAACAGGGAAAGCAUUGGAUUCGGCUUGAAAUGCAAGAGGAUAUAGUGGUACAGUCGUUGAGUAUUCGCGUGGACCCGGCUGACAGCAGCUACAUGCCGUCACUGGUCGUCGUCAGUGGGGGACCCUCGUUCUCAACCAUGCACGUGCUCUCCACUACAAACAUCCAUGCAACUAGCACUAUGGUCUCACUACUCACUCAUCUCAGAGAGUAUCACCCUUGCAUCGAAAUAGCUAUAAAACAAUGUCGUAAUGGCGGUAUUGACUGUAAAAUACACGCCAUAUAUCUAAUCGGAAGGAAAAAGAACUCUGGAACCGAUGCGCCUACUUGUGCACCCUUCUUGGUGGCUGAUUGUGCUGACAUACAAGAGUCACAAACCUUGACUACAGAAACUGCAGAUAGUUCAGCUGGUCUGAAGACAAAGGUGUUUGUUUGGGGACUGAAUGACAAAGACCAACUAGGAGGAUUGAAAGGAUCAAAAGUUAAACAUCCCUCGUACUCAGAAGUUCUUUCCUCACUCAGGCCAAUUCACAUAGCUGGCGGUUCAAAAUCAUUGUUUGUUGUGUCACAUGAUGGAAAGGUGUUUGCUUGUGGUGAUAGCACGAAUGGCAGACUGGGCCUUGGCCAUAGUAACAAUGUAUCAGUUCCACGACAACUGACGGCUCUCAGCCAGUAUGUGGUCAAAAAAGUCGCCGUUCAUUCUGGUGGAAAACAUGCAAUGGCACUGACUAUUGAUGGAAAGGUGUUUUCGUGGGGAGAAGGCGAUGACGGCAAGCUGGGCCACGGCAACCGCGCGACGCUGGAGAAACCGCGCAUGAUUGAGUCGCUGAAGGCGAAACGCGUGCGCGACAUCGCUUGCGGCAGCAGUCACAGUGCGGCUAUCACCUCCAGUGGCGAGCUCUUCACCUGGGGAUUGGGCGAGUAUGGCCGUCUCGGCCACGGUGACUCGCUCAUUCAGCUCAAGCCCAAAUGCGUGAAGGCACUGCUGGGCCACCAUGUGACGAAGGUGGCCUGCGGUAGCCGGGACGCACAGACGCUGGCCCUGUCGGCCGAAGGCAUGGUGUGGUCGUGGGGUGACGGCGACUUCGGCAAGCUGGGUCGCGGCGGUAGUGAGGGCUGUGACCUGCCGCACAACGUCGAGCGGCUCAAUGGCCUCGGCGUCUGCCACAUCGAGUGCGGCGCACAGUUCUCACUCGCUCUCACCAAAUCCGGCCAGGUUUGGACAUGGGGAAAAGGUGACUACUACAGACUGGGACUAGGCUCAGAUCUGCAUGUGAGAAAGCCCACAUUGAUUGAGGGACUGAGAGGCGAAAAAGUCAUCAACGUUGCUGUUGGUGCUCUGCAUUGUCUAGCUGUCACUGAGUCUGGAGCUGUAUAUGCGUGGGGAGACAACGACCAUGGACAACAAGGCAAUGGAACAACUCUGGUAAACCGCAAGCCAAGCCAGGUUCCAGUCUAUGGCGAUGUCAAAUUGAACAGAGUUGCCUGUGGAUCAUCUCAUUCUGUGGCUUGGUAUGCUUCUGACGAACCUAUACAUUUGAUGCAAGAGCCUGUACAGUUCAGUCAAGCCAAAGAUCCUCUAGGCUCCACCUUUCUAGGGCUCGGUGAGACAAGCUGCCCAAAAGAGCCGGUGACGCUUGGCGCCGCUGCUCCACGGGAAUCGCUGGCUCACACCAUACUGGCGCUGGACUCGAAUGUGGCCAAACAGAAUGCCCUGCAGCAUGUGCUCAACGGUCUCAGAGUGCUGCUGGCCAGGGAGACUGCGGUCGCUGCUCUAGCAUGCUCCACCAAGCUCGAGUCGUCAACGUCAACUAUUCACAAUGAUGAUGUGAUAGAGAUAGAGAGUGCAGAAGUAGCAAUUGCUUUGCCACUUGAAACGUCCGAGAUCGCUCAUGGAGGAGGCGAAGCACCGGCCUCUGAAGUUGAAGCCGCUAUUGCUGCUGUUAGUAGCAAGUCUUCACCGGAGGAGAACGACAGUCCACUGGCGGCGUUUCCCUCUCUGUCAAGCUCAGCCAGUGUGUCGUCAAGAGCAUCCAAGAUGUCUGCCAGUGCGAUGAGCGUCAUUGCAGCCACCAUGAAAACCAAUCCACAGGCUUUGGGACUGAUGGAGGCCAACGAUGCACCAGUGAUGUCUUUGGAUGACUUCACAUCUCUGCUCGGCCUGAAUGAUGCUCGUGUCAUGGUGGACCUGCUCAAAUUAGCGGUGGCUGGUCGAGCCGGUGAUAAAGCCAAAGACACUAUUACAGGAGUCUUGAUUGGUAUGGCCAAAGAAUACAAUAGUGUAGCCUGUAUGCUGCUUGAGCUGUGUGUCACUGAAUUGGAAGACGUGGCAAUGGGCAACACAAGCGCUUCCAACAAUUCUCCCUCGCCAGUCGUCCAAGAGAGCAGUCACCCCUUUACUGAUUUUGUCGCCUCCAGUGGACAUGUCAAAAUUCCUGGAGCCGAGUCGUUGAGAGUGGAAUUCGACCGACAGUGCUCCACUGAGCGACGCCAUGAUCCUCUCACCAUAAUGGACGGCUCUGGCAAAACCAUCUGCAUUCGCUUUGGCCGCGAGUGGAGUGAUUGGUCUGCCCCUCUUCACAUUCCAGGUGACGAGCUGCGCUGGAAGUUCAAGUCGGACAGCGCGGUGAACGGUUGGGGAUGGCGCUUCACGGUCUACCCGGUGAUGGGUGCGCAUGCGCAGUGCUCUGACAGGGACAUCCUGUCGCAGCCGUCCGUCGAGUUGGUCACCUGUCUGCUAGAGCCGUGUCUGCCUUUGGCGCCGCAUCGCAUCCUCAUCACAAGGCUUGCUGCCGCCCUCGCCAUUUGUGCUCAGAUCAGCUGGCUUGGUGCUGCUGACAGAAUGUGGUGCCUGGAGAAACUGAGGGAACUGAUGAGCUCCCGCAUUGUUGACUUCUCGUCGUUUUUUCAAGCUGAUCAAUUGGACUGCGCACUUCCGAACCUGCUGCGGGGUUUGCCGCUCGCUCUGCUCAGGCAGUACAAGUACGAAGAUCCUGCAGUUGAAGGGGGAAAACAUCUCAUGCAUAGUUCAUUUUUCAAGGCUUUGGUUGCGCUAGCUUGUGAUUUGAAUAUUGACUCACUACCUUAUUGUGUUGAGAACCAUAAAUGGUUAUGGUUCCGCCGAUACUGCAUGGCUAUGAGGACUGCUUCGGCUCUUAUCCACAGAACCGCUCUUCCAGCUCCAUUUUGUUUGGAGGUUCAGAAAAAAAUAUCUGAGGUGACACCUCGUUCAGGUGAAGGGAAGAAUGAUCACGAAAAUCAUAAUAUAUUCAAGCAAGAGCAUGACGAACAACUCCUACUAUGGUUGAACAGGCAACCGGAGGAUUGGAGCCUGUCGUGGGGAGGCAGCGGAGCAAUCUAUGGAUGGGGUCACAACCACCGAGGUCAGCUGGGUGGGGUGGAGGGGGCAAAGGUCAAACUGCCCACUCCGUGCGAAGCGCUGUCGGCACUCAGACCCAUCCAACUCGUUGGUGGCGAGCAAACACUCAUGGCCGUCACUAGCGAUGGCAAAGUCUAUGCCACUGGUUAUGGUGCUUGUGGACGUUUGGGAAUUGGUGGAGUCGAUACAGUUCUUAGUCCAACACUCAUAGACUCCUUGCAGAAUGUGUUUAUAAAAAAGGUUGCUGUUAACUCUGGUGGUAAGCAUUGUUUGGCUCUAUCGGCGGAUGGUGAAGUGUACUCGUGGGGGGAAGGAGAUGACGGCAAAUUGGGCCAUGGAAAUACCAGCAUGUGCGACAGACCGUGCGUGAUAGAAGCUCUGCAAGGAGAGGAAAUAGUUGAGAUAGCAUGUGGAGGAGCGCACUCAGCCGCCAUCACAGCCAACGGAGAGCUGUACACGUGGGGCAAAGGGCGCUAUGGUCGUCUGGGCCAUGGUGACUCUGAAGAUCAGCUCAAACCAAAAUUGGUGGAAGCGCUGAUGAGCUACCAGGUGUGGGACGUGGCGUGCGGCAGCGGGGACGCUCAGACGCUGUGCGUGACUGACGACGACACGGUGUGGUCGUGGGGUGACGGCGACUACGGCAAGCUGGGACGCGGCGGCUCCGACGGCUGCAAAGUGCCCAUGAAGAUCGAAUCGCUGGCCGGCCUUGGCGUCAUCAAGGUCGAGUGCGGCUCGCAGUUCUCGGUGGCGCUCAUGCGCUCUGGCAGUGUUUACACCUGGGGAAAGGGAGACUACUACAGACUGGGGCAUAAUUCUCAGGAUCAUGUCCGUCGGCCCCGUAAAGUGGCAGCUUUGCAAGGGAAGAAAAUUAUCAGCAUUGCAACAGGAUCCCUUCACUGUGUGGCAUGCAGUGAUCAGGGAGAAGUGUACACGUGGGGAGACAAUGAUGAAGGCCAGCUGGGUGAUGGAACCACAAAUGCUAUCCAGAAACCAAGGCUGGUUGUAGCUUUACAGGGCAAAAAGAUAACGCGGGUAGCGUGCGGCUCGGCUCACACACUGGCGUGGAGCACAGACAAGCCGAUGCCGCGUCGCCUGCCGCCGAAAGUGCCGAUGGAGUACGAUGUGCUGAAGGAGCUGCCCCCCACCCUGCUGAGGAGUCGCCUCGUGUUGCUGCAUCACUUCUCUGACCUCAUCUGCCCCGUCGUCACCAUGUUCCCACUCACCGGCGAGGUCAGCCUCGACUCGCUCCGGGGCUCGCUCGUCUAUGCCACCAAAGAGGCUAUGUUCAAAAAGGUGAUGAAUGCGACGAUGGUAAGGGACAGACAACAUGGCCCAGUGAUUGAGCUGAACCGCAUCCAGGUGAAACGAGCUCGCAGCAAGGGAGGUCUGGCUGGGCCAGAUGGCAUCAAGUCUGUCUUCGGCCAAAUGCUGGCAAAAGUACCCUUUUUAACACCAGAAGCUCUCUGCUUACCGCACAGAGUUUGGAAGGUCAAAUUUGUUGGUGAGAGCGUGGAUGACUGCGGAGGUGGGUACAGCGAGAGCAUUGCUGAGAUGUGCGACGAGCUGCAGAACGGGUCUCUGCCUCUACUGAUCCCCACCCCCAAUGGCCGCGACGACACCGGCACCAAUCGCGACUGCUUCCUCCUCAACCCCGCUGUCAAGUCACCGCUCCACAUCUCCAUGUUCAAAUUCCUAGGCAUGCUGAUGGGUAUUGCAAUCAGAACAGGCAGUCCGUUAAGUCUGAACCUGGCCGAACCUGUUUGGAAGCAACUGGCUGGCAUCACGCUCUGUCCUGGAGAUUUGACUGAGGUUGAUCGUGAUUAUGUGCCAGGACUUUUAUGCAUAAGAGACAUGAGUCAGGAUGAAAAAGAGUUUCAAAAUGUGGACAUGCCAUUCUCCACUUACUCGGCUGCUGGCACCGACAUACCACUCUCUUCAGUACAUCGCAGAAUCACCUACGAGAAUAGACACGAGUAUAUAAGACUGGCUCUACAGUAUAGACUACACGAAUUCGACGAGCAGGUGGCAGCCGUGCGAGAGGGAAUGGCGAAGGUGGUGCCUGUACCCCUGCUCACACUCUUCAACGGCCACGAGCUCGAGACAAUGGUGUGUGGCUCACCCGACAUUCCGCUCAACCUACUCAAAUCAGUCGCCACCUACAAAGGAAUCGACGUGCAUUCGCCAUUGGUGCAGUGGUUCUGGGAAGUUAUGGAGGAGUUCAGUAAUCAAGAGCGAUCUCUAUUUUUGCGAUUUGUCUGGGGCAGAACGAGACUACCUAGGACGAUCGCUGACUUCAGAGGCAGAGACUUUGUACUGCAGGUUUUGGAUAAGUACAGUCCACCUGAUCAAUUUCUACCUGAGAGCUACACUUGCUUUUUCUUGCUUAAAAUGCCUCGCUAUUCUAGUAAGGUAAGCUCUUUCACUCAUUACGGAUUCUCAUUCGGUAAUCACACUUAGCAAAAAGAAAAUUUACAUUUACAGUAAGUUUCAUUUAUAAUUAGAACUAUAAAAUUCCCAUUAAAAGCUUUCAAGCUUGUUCAUAAGCUUUCAAUACGAAAUAGCUUUAGCUUUAUCUUAGCAUAAAUUUCAAUGUGCUUGGGAUGAUGGCAAAUUUAGACAUCAAUUGACCAGUUUCUCUAAUAAAGCUAGCUAGUUUACGACAAAUUGUGCAAAUCAUCCAAGAAAUGAGUAAAGGCUCGUUUUUGAAAAUUGCAUUAAAUCAUCAUUAUAUUUUCAGUGAAUUCUACGUAGAUUGAAUAAGUUUAGUUACACAAAUCAUGUGAGAAAAAUAGAGACUGUGAAAGAAUAACUUAAACAGAGAAUUGAUAACUCUUUAAAUUGUAUUUGCGCUUCCUGAAAAUUUCUGAUUGUGUGUUGUGGAUAGACUUGAAAAAGUAAAAAGUAGGUUUUGCAAAUGUACGACUCACUUCAUUAUACGAUUUUAAUAAACUAGAGGUUCAAUAUUGUUUUUUAGAACGAAUUGUUUUGAUAUAAUAAUUAGAAACACAAUAGGUUAACCUUUCCUACUUGGAAAUAUUAGAUUGCUUUCUACUAAAAUUUUUAAUAGUUGAAAUUAUAUUUAAUGUAGCAAAAUUAUUUUAUCAUGUGAUAAAGUAAACCAUUCACUGUUAUGUUAUAGCGAUUUGAAAAAUGCAACACUACUACUUGAAAUAUUCAAAUAGUAAUUUUAGUGACAAUUCACAAAAAUAGAUGAACACUAUUUGUUUGGAAAUUUCAACUUAUCUUUUACUUCUCCCAAUUUCUUGAAAUUCUCUGUUUUUGAAUAAAUUUUAAAUUUUAGUGUUAAAUUUUCAAAUCGUUCAUCUAUUUCAAAAAUUCAUUCCAGUUUUGCUCUCUCGAAUGUUAUGUUAAGUUUUUAGAUUGGAUUUCAGAAGAGAUUCAAAUUCUAAGAGAAAGCCAGUUCCAGUGGUGGAUUUACUGCUGCAACUUGGAUAAGAUGUAAUAUGUGACAACUGCCUCUGCCUGAUGCUAUCGAUAGUCGGCCACUUUCAGUAUGUGUUUUCAAAGUACCGCAAUUUUCUAGUGGUUCCAUUGAAAACUGAAGUCAAUUUCUUGAUAAAGACAUCAAACUGUAAGACAAUUUUUUAUUUUUCAAAUUUCAAGUUAGAAACGUUUGUCGGAUGUUUUUAUCCUAGCUCAUGUCAUUCACUUAUACGGCUGAAACUUUUCUUUGAAAAUAUCUGACUUAGAUGGACUUCUACAAUGGUUGAUUAGGAGUUUUAACAUUUCAAUUCGGCCAUUAAUAUCCUUUAACGUCAACUAAAUCUUAUUAUUUUAUUUAUUGUAUGAUACGUUUUUUAUUUUCAAGCGGUAGAAUGCACAGCGAUGUCGUUUUUAAUACCUAAUUGAAAUUUGUAUUAGUGUAAACCUUUAUAUCGGAUGUCUGUGAUUCCCUUAAUAAUUUCCUUAACAUAUAAAUUUCUACCAAAAAGGCUAUGAAAAUGAUAUAUGGUUUCCUCAAUAAAAGGCAGUUGUAUUCAGUUGUGUUUCACUCUUGUCUUGUGAGAAUAUAAUCAUAGAGAAACAAUAGCGUAAUAAACUUAUGCUAUCGUUUCUCUAUGAUAUAAUUUACUACAACUAAAUAUUACAUGUUGGUUUUGACUGUUGAAAAACAAAGUUCAGGAAAUUCGUUGUCUAUCCUUCAAGUGAUUAUGAUAAUACAAUAUCAUAUAUAAUGAAAGUAGUAUAAAAAAAUCCGACUUUAUUGAAAAAUUUAAGGUUGCGCAGCUUUGAAAUGCAAUGUAUUUUGUAAAUUUUCUAAUGUAGAUGUAUUUAUUAUCACUAUUAACUUGUAGUGUUAGUUGUAGUGUUAUUUUAAGAAAUGUUAGUUAUACAGAGAAAUAAAGUGUUACAUUAUUUUA